CCGGUCCAGAGUUGACAAACACAUUGCUGGGCGUCCUUUGUCGUUUUCGUAAGGGUCCAGUUGCAAUCAUGUGUGAUGUAGAGCGCAUGUUCCACCAGUUUCAUUUGAAAAUAGAAGACCAAGAUUACCUACGGUUCCUUUGGUGGGAGAACGGAUAUCUAGAGUCUCAACCCUCAGUGUAUCGUAUGAAGGUCCACUUGUUUGGCGCAGCUUCAUCUCCUGGUUGCGCCAACUAUGGUCUCAAACAUCUUGCUGCCGAAGGACGAGGAAGCUUCAGCGAGAAGUCUAUCCAGUUCAUAGAAAGGAACUUUUAUGUUGAUGAUGGGUUGACGAGCGUAUCGUCUGAAGCUGAAGCGGCCCAGCUGGUGAAAGAAGCAAGAGAGCUUUGCAGCAUCGGCAAACUUCGGUUGCACAAGUUUAUCUCUAACGGCAAGGAAGUUAUAGCCACAAUUCCCAAGGAAGAAAGUGCCGAGGGUGCCAAAGACCUGGAUAUGGCUCUGGGUGAACCACACAUGGAGAGAGCGCUUGGUGUACUGUGGUGUGUCGCAUCAGAUGAGUUCCAGUUUAGAGUAGUUGUCAAGGAACGCCCACUCACAAGAAGAGGAGUGUUGUCUACAGUAGCCUCUGUAUAUGAUCCGCUUGGGUUUGUGGCACCCUUUGUCCUGGCAGGGAAGCAGAUCUUGCAGAGGAUGUGUCGUGACAAAAUCGACUGGGAUGACACCCUUCCAGAUGACCUACGUUCCCAGUGGGAAUUCUGGCUCCAAGGUCUACAAAACUUGUCUGAAGUAAGGAUCCAACGAAGCCACUUGCCAUCAAGUUUCAAGGAGGUGCAGAGUUAUGAGCUCCAUCACUUCUCUGACGCUAGUACCUCAGGUUAUGGAGAGUGCUCAUACCUCAGAACAAUCAGCACCGCAGGAGAAGUUCAUUGCUCCCUAUUUAUGGGAAAGUCGAGAGUCGCCCCCUCCAAGGUUACGACCAUACCACAACUGGAACUUUCAGCAGCGGUGGUAGCUGUUCGAACAAGUGACAUGCUCAAAAAGGAGCUAGAGAUACAAGGCCUACAGGAAUACUUCUGGACAGACUCAAAGGUAGUUCUUGGCUACAUCAACAAGGAAGCCAGAAGAUUCCACGUCUUUGUAGCUAACCGUAUUCAACGCAUUAAGCAAAGCACAGAUCCCGAACAUUGGAGAUAUGUGACCUCUGAAGAGAAUCCUGCGGAUCAUGCUUCCAGAGGUCUCACAUCAGAACAGCUCAUGGCUUCCAACUUGUUCACAGGUCCAGACUUUCUUUGGCAUGAAAAACUUCCCAAAGGACAAGUCAAGGGGGAAGAGUUCUCAGACAAUGAUCCAGAGCUGAAAUCCCUGGUCCAUGAUACCCAAGCAAAGGAAGAAAGAUCAUUACUAGAUCACCUUCAUAAGUUCUCAGACUGGGCAAGAGUGGUAAAAGCUAUUGCCAGGCUCAAACGACGUGUCAAGGAAGCCAUAGGCUUAAAAUUGAGGUCCAGUGAAGCUACAAGCAUAGAAGAAAGGAGAGAGGCAGAGCUCACCAUUAUAAAGAUGAUUCAAGAAGCAGCCUUCUCCCAUGAGAUACACAACCUUAGGCACCAGAAAGACAUCAAGACCAAAGAUAAAGCAAGCAAGUUGCAUAAAUUGAGUCCAUUUCUGGAUGAGCAAGGUAUCCUCAGGGUGGGAGGUCGCUUGGCUUAUGCAACUCUUCAUUCCCAUGUGAAGAAACCUGCAGACCCCUUUCACAGAAAUCACCGGUGAUUGGUGGGAGUGUAACUGACAGUUAGACUUACAGGUUAUGUCGUUGUCUUUUGUUUGAAUUGUUUACGUGUCCGCUGUGCGGGGGAAAUUAUAAUACAAGCGGAACCACGUAGCUAAUACUGUUGUAACAGGGAUCCUUAUUGUAGCAACACACUGUUGGAGGGAAGGCAAUCCUGCGCUGCUAGUUAGCUAAGUUUUCAAGUCAUCGGGUGUAGUUCAUAAAGGUUGAAGAGUGUAUGUUAGGAUGAAGUGUGAAUUCAUGCCAGUGAUAAUACGUGUGAAGUUUGAUUUCCUCCCUUCUGUAUAAGCAGCCAAUGAGUUCUCACGGAAGGUGAUAAUUCUGACUAAAACUACAGAAUAAAGCCGCCAGUUAAAAUCAAGGAACGGUUGUGCUCGUGGUUACUGAAGGGAGCUACAGUACAUAAUGAACAGACUAGUUCUAUACUGCUCCUACAUGGUGUAAUAUACAUCAUGUAGAUGUAUAUAAUGAACAGACUAGGUUUAU
Messenger RNA from Oncorhynchus masou masou (cherry salmon), 2271 nucleotides. RefSeq lists its product as uncharacterized. Lineage: Eukaryota; Metazoa; Chordata; Actinopteri; Salmoniformes; Salmonidae. The coding region runs from base 69 to 1766 and encodes 565 amino acids. The transcript has 2 exons. The record is from RefSeq and is a predicted model, not a curated record.